AUGGAUUUUGAGGAACGUUUAGAAACUACGGAAAGAUCAGAUAGUCCUUCUUUAGUUGGUGCUUCUAUUAGAUCUGCUGAUGAUUCUAUUCAUAACAAUUAUAUUCACCCUGAAAAGUAUAAAACUUCGAAAUCAAAAGAUAAAAGUAAAAAUAGAUAUAAGAGUUUAACAUCACAAGUUAAUGCUUCAUUAGAUGAUUUAAUUAAAGAAGGUGCUUUAAUUACAAGUGAAGAAUAUUUUGAUGAAAAAUAUUUACAAGGUAGUGAACAAGAUAAGAAAGAAGAAGAUAAAAGUGAUAGUGAUGAUGAAACUUUAAAAAAGCAAGAAAUUGAUCAAUUGAAAAAUGAUUUUAAAAGUAAUCAAAAGAAGGAGAUCCAAAAAUCAAUUAAAGAAUCUGAACCAUUAAAAGAUGUAAAUGAGGAAAGUAAACCCAAGGUCACUAAAGGUAAUUUUUAUAAACAAGAAGAUUAUUCAACUCCAAAUUUGUCGGAAUAUCAAUUAGAUAAUGAUAUUAAAGAUCAUUCUAACUUUUUGGAAUCAGUUAAAUCUCAUGAUUAUCACAAAUUACCCCAUUCUAAAAUAUUUGAGGAUAAUAAUGAGUCAAAACCAUUAGUUACUCCAUCACCGAUUCAACAACAAAGGGAAAGAGAAAGAGAAAAUCCAAAUUUAAAUCCGACUUAUUUUUAUACUGAAUGUGCUAGAUCAAGAUCAAGAUCAGCCAAUCCACCAACAAAUAGAAAACAAGAUAGAUCAUCAUCAGGAUCAUCAAUCAAUUCUUCAAAUCCACAUUUAGCAAGAGGUGAUACUUAUAAAAAUAUUCAUUCUGAAGAACCUACAAAAUAUGAAUUACCUGCAAAUUUAGAAGUUGCAAAAGAAUUAGAAAAUGAAGAAGAUGAUAAUGAUGAUAGACGUGGAAGACAUACAAAACCUACAAUGGGUGAAUCAAUUGCUAAAAUUGAAGCUGAAAAGGAAAAUGGUCUUCAUGAUACUCCAUUAACUAGAGAUCCUUCAUUAAUUACAACUGGUGAUUAUACAAAUUUUGAAGCUGAUUCUCCAAGAAUUGAAUUAACAAAUACAAAUAAUUUAUAUGCUACUAGAUCAGAAAGUUCAAAGAAUUAUUUAAGAUCAAUUUCAAGAUCAAGAUCAAGAGUUAGGCAAUAUGGUGAAAAAGAAGUUAAUGCGGGUUAUACACUAGAUGAAAAAAAUGACGCAAAUACAGAUACAUUAGUGGAAGAAGGUGCUUUAGUUAGUGAUGAUCCUUUAUCAAAUUUUGAUAAGUUGGAAAAUAUGAUUGAUGAGAUUUUGCAUGUUGAUGAAAAUAAAGAAGCAAAAGAUAAUACUUCACAGACUAAACAAACUGGUGUACAAAUUGAAAAAGAUGAAGAUAUAAAGAAUGAAGAGAAACAAGUGAAGGAAAAUGCCAAAUAUGAAGAUAAAGAAGAGUCAAAGCUGGAUGAUAAAAGUGAAAGUGUAGAAGAAGCUACAAAUAAAGAAGAAUCUAAAAGUGAGGAUAAAGAAGUUCAAGAGGAUGUAAAUACAAAAGAUGUAAAAGAGAUUGACUUAGAAAGUGAAGAAAAAUCUAAAGAUAAUCUAAUUACAGAACCAGAUAACGAAGAACCAGAAACUGAAGAAGCAGAUCUCGUUAAACCAGAAGAAACAUCAGCUCCAGUUAAAGGAUUAGAAGAUAUUGAACCUGCUUUAAAUCAAGAAUUAUCAACCAAAGAAGAAGAUAAAGAAGAAGAACCUAAGGAACUCACAUCAAAAUCUACAGAAAGAACAACUCAUGAAUCUUUAGUUGAAGAAGAUGCAAUUAUACAAAAAAAUAAUCAAAAAGAUAAUGCAAAUUCAGAUGAUAUAGUCAAUGUUAAUCCAUUAGAAAAUGUAGACCAAGAAAAUUUGGAAAAAGAAGGUAUUGCUACUGAAUCAAAAGAUACUUCAAAUAAAGAAGAAGAUACUGAAACUGAUUUAAAAGAUGUUCAAGAAAUUGCGGAAAAGAAUGAAAAAGUUAAAACAUUAUUGACUGGUGAAACAAGUACAAAAAAUGAAAAAGAAGAAGAUCCAGAAGAAUAUAAAGAAAUUAAAAAAGCUGACCCACUAGAUACUGAAUUGAAAGAAGAAGCAGCUGAAGAAGAAAAGAAAGAUGAAGAAGUACCUUUAGCUUCUGUUGAUGAUAAAGAAGCACCAAUUGUGAAAGAUCCAAAAGAAGAACAAGAACAAUCAACAAAAGAAGAAGAUAAACCACAAGAAAUUGAUUCAAAAGAAGAAAAAAUCAAAUCCAAGGAAGAAGAAAAAAUUGACAAGGAUUUAAAAGAAGAACAAGAAACCAAAAAAGCUGAAUUUAAACACGAAAAAUCAACAGCUAAAGCUUCAACAUCUCGUGAUGAUGAUUUGGACGAUUUAGAAAUUUCACCAGAAGAACUCCGUAAACAUUUAGAAUCCCAACCAGUUUAUAUUUAUACUUCAUUAGCUGGAGGUAUGCAAAUCAUGCCAAGAACAAAUAGAUUAGCAACAAUUUUACAAGCAAAUGGUAUUAAAUUUGAAUAUAAAGAUUUAGGUACAGAUGAAGAAGCUAAAAAAAUUUGGAAAAGACAAUCAAAUGGUAAAACAUUACCUGGAGUAAUUAGAGGAGAUGAUUUUAUUGGAAAUUGGCAAGAAAUAGAUGACGCAAAUGAAGAAUAUAGAAUAAGAGAAUUGAUUUAUGAAACUUUAUAG
Molecule: messenger RNA, 2712 nt
Organism: Insectozyma verbasci
Lineage: Eukaryota; Fungi; Ascomycota; Pichiomycetes; Serinales; Debaryomycetaceae
Source: the annotation of a GenBank genome assembly